GAAAAUAUGGCGGUACAUUUGCCUGGCCACUGAUGUACCUGGUUAAGUUUUGUUUUUAAAUUUUAAGUUAAUGACAUGAGCAAAUUUUUAAGAAUUAACAUAGUUUAAAAAUUAUUGUUGGGCACUGGAACAAGGAACAAAUUAGAUGUAUAUCCUAAAGUGUGGGAUUUGGCCCAAAGGAUUUUUUUUCUUCUUACCACACCCACAUCAUUUUUUGAGAUUAAAACAAAUAUUAUCUGUUUAGAAGCAAUUCGAGCCUCAGCAAUUAUGUAAUUGAUUCAACAGAAAAUAGAAUUUGUACCUCCGCCUCGAACCAGGAGAAACAUGUAAAUUUCGAUAGCAAAAGCGACUACCAGAAAUCAAGUUUGAUCGAUGAAAACUACACAGCAACCAGUAUCCUUAAUAGUGACAAAAAUAACCUAGAUUGUCACAUAAAAUAUUCAUGGCAAGAUAUCGAAAAUUGGAUUCCACCUGCGCAAAAAGACAAAAUUUCUAAAGCGGAAAAGAGCAAUUUUGAAUGCAAAAUAACUUACUCUUGGCAGGUUCUAGGGAUCAGUACACAAACAUCUCUUCAGCUUUUACAAAAUGUAGAUCAAGAUCAAGAAAACGAUAGAUACAAGUGUCAAAUAAAAUAUUCCUGGCAAAUAGUAGGAAAGAGUACACAAGUCUCGUUGAAUUAUUACGAAAAUCAUUUAAGUUUUAACGGCGAUUAUUGGAAAGGAUCAAUUCUCCUUCCGAGAGAAAAUUACAACAAGUGGAACAAAAUCAAGUCCCCGAUAGAAUCUUUGAAUAGUAAAAAAACUAUUAUUCUUUACAGCGAAGGGACACAAACUUUAUCUGAUAAAAGAACACAAACGGAAUUGACCGAUUGCCGUGUCAAAUAUUCCUGGGAAAAUUUAAUUCAACAGCAUUUGAAAUCACUCGAAUCUUCGAAGUUUGACGCUUCCGAGAAAAUUUCGUACGAUAAAUACUGCGUAGAUGAUUCGAGGAUUCGUUUAGAACCUAUUAAAUGCUCUGCGAAAUAUUCUUGGCAGAAUUUAAUCAGGCAGCGUUUGAAAGAAGCGGAAUAUUAAGGAAUUAAAAAUAUAUAUAUAUAUAUAUUGUGUAAACAGAAAUUCUGAUUUACCAAGGAAUUCUGCAUUGGCAAUACAAAUUGAGAGCUUCCAUGCGCUUGUUGAGUAAAUAAUUAAGACUAAGAGUCUCAAGAAGGGUGUCAAUCAGUAUUAAGAUAGGCAUAACAUAAGGGUAAAAAAAUCGAGAGAUGGAUCAAGUAUCAUCGAAACCAAAAGACUUAAAAAUUGCAGUUUGCGAAGAAAAAAUUCUAUCAGAUAUUAGAAAUAGUUUGCCACUUUUACCAAAGAUAGAUAAGAAUGCAAAUGAUAGUAAUGUUCAAAAAACGAGAAAGUCGGGUGAAGAUGAUCUGUUUGAUCGUUUGGCAAGUGCAAUAUCGAAACAGAAACAAUACGAGCAGAGUGUGAAUGCUGCUUGGUUUGUAGAUAACGCUGGUUUACACGAAAAUUUUAUAAACGAUGGUUCGAUAAAGGGGGCUCAGUUACCAAAGCAUGUUGAAGAAAAUAUUCAAGGAAUCGCUCAAUCUGCUGAAGAUUAUAUUAGCAAGUUAGAGGAACAAUUACAAGAUCUUGACUGCGCUGAUGAGCAAAUAAUUACAAGUGCAAAUAAAGCUUUGCAAGAGAUCGACGAAGCAUACCAAAGUUUAAUAAACGAAGUGUGUUGCCAGAUAAAUCGAAAACGUGAUUUGAUAAGACUGGAGACUGAAGUGCAUAAAAAUGAGGGACUUGCGCCUUUAAAAGCCUGCCGUCAGGAAAUAAAUGCGCAAAUUCGAAGUACGCAGCAUCUUCUCGAUUUAGUCCAAGAAAUGCUCAAGUAUCCUCACAGUUUCAACAGACAGAGAUUCGAAGAACUUACCUCUGCCAGCAGCAAUUUAGGAAGAAUACCAGCGGUGCCAUUGCCGGAAGAGCUUCCUUGCAUAACUUUUUGUCAUCCUUCGAGGGCAGUUAAGGAAAAAGUCUUGACAAAGAUCACUGAAUUAGGAUGUGUUUCGCGAAUGGGUCCAGUGCAAUUAUUAGAAAUAGAAGAGAGACCAGCGAGUCUUUAUAUUAAGUGGCACAUUAUUGAUCCUGAAUAUUCCGGCGAAGAACAAAUUUUUAUUGUGCAAAAAACAACCGGAGAUAGUGUUGAUUCUGUUUCGAAUAACUUUGAAACUGUUUACGAAGGUUCUGAGACUUCGUGCUUUGUUAGAGAUUUAUCGGUUAAUACACCAGUUUCGAUUAGAGUUGGAAUUCAAGCACCUCAUAUUGUUUGGAGUAUUCUUCAGACGGCGAAAACUUCUUUAGCGCCUUACUGUUGGAAUUUGACAAAUGAAAACUACAUGAUAACGAACUCGGGUAAAGUAGCAGCAAAAAUCACGAACGAAAUCAGUACUCUCUUUUCGCAGGAAGCGCAAUUCGAUGCGGAACACGUCAUCGAAUUUAAGUUUUUGGAGGCAUCGACUGAUGGGAGUAAUGAGGAAGGACUUGCUCUUGUAUCUGAUUCUGGCGGAAAAGAUGACGAUCUUAAAAGAAAAGGAGCUUUAUUAAUUACGCCUCAAGGAAAAAUCUACAUGGAUGGGGAAGAAAAAUUAAUGCGAUUGCCAAAGAUACGUUUCGGAACACGUAUUUUAUUUUCGGCGACUCGAAAAUAUGAAGAAACUUUGAGAAUUAAUAUCGAGUGUGCCGAUAAAGCAGUCACUUACGAUUGGAUCGUGCAAACACCACUAUAUUUUGCCGCCCGAUUUACAGAGUUUAAUAAGUGGAAUCUUAUCGUUAAAUGAACAUUUAGAGAAUGAGUUUUUUUUUUAAUCUAUAUUUAUACACGUGUUUUUAAAAGUGCCUUAUAUUUAUGUGGUCAAUAAAAUGAUUUUACG
Molecule: messenger RNA, 2923 nt
Organism: Belonocnema kinseyi
Lineage: Eukaryota; Metazoa; Arthropoda; Insecta; Hymenoptera; Cynipidae
Product: cytokine receptor-like factor 3
Exons: 7
Coding region: 1262-2830 (522 amino acids)
Source: RefSeq, a predicted model, not a curated record